Molecule: messenger RNA, 3600 nt
Organism: Ananas comosus (pineapple)
Lineage: Eukaryota; Viridiplantae; Streptophyta; Magnoliopsida; Poales; Bromeliaceae
Product: F-box/kelch-repeat protein SKIP11-like
Exons: 2
Coding region: 410-1726 (438 amino acids)
Cellular component (GO): nucleus
Molecular function (GO): protein binding
Source: RefSeq, a predicted model, not a curated record
UAGAGAAAAAGACGUAGAAGAGAAACACAAAUGUAUAUAAAUAUAAUAUAUUAUUAUAUAUAUAGAGAGAGAGAGAGGAGAGAGAAAAGCUCACCACCGAACCCUGACACGAAGUGAAGGUCCCAAUUUAAGGCGUGGGCGAAGAAGUGGUGGCGGUGUUAGUAGUAGUAGUAGUAGGGAGAGGAAGAGGAGAGAAAGGGAAAAAUCAUCUCUUUUGAGCCAUUAAUGUGUAAAAACAAGUGAAAAAAAUAACCUCCUUUUUUUUUUAAUCUAUCGAGAGCUCUCUUUAGCUUCAACACAAUCUUUGUGGAAUCUCAUAGCUUUGGCUUCUGGAUCAGAGUGGGGUGUGUGUGUGCUUCUUCUUCUUCUACUAUUAUUAAGCUUUAGAUCUCGAUUCCGCUUCGACGGAAUGUUGGAGGGGCAAUCCUACUUGAUCUCCCGGGCUCUGCCGAGCUCCUGCGAGCACGAAUCCAAGUGGUUCUACAUGACCUGCCACCUCUUCGAGAUCACAAGCAUCAAGCUCCCCCUCAGCGCCGAAAGGGAACCCAAAGAACAAGGUGAAUCUAACAAUGCUAAGAGACCUAAGCUCCCGGAGAGCCUGCCUCUCCCUGCUUUGCAAGAACCACUUUUGCCAUCUGACCUGUCCAAUUCCGAUCACGGCCACGGCGGCGAUGGCUCCGAUUGUAGCUCCUUUAUCAACCUGAUCGGGCGUGACAACUCCAUCAGCUGUCUCGCCCGCUGCUCGCGAUCCGAUUACGGCGCCCUGGCCUGCGUAAGCAAAGCCUUCCGCUCCCUCAUCAAGAGUGGCUAUCUGUACAGGGAGCGCCGCAAAAUCGAUAUCGUCGAACACUGGGUGUACUUCUCGUGCAUUAUCAAUGAGUGGGAGGCGUUCGAUCCGAAUCGUGGCCGUUGGAUGACCCUUCCCACGAUGCCCCCGAACCAGUGCCUCGAGGGCAUUGAUAGGGAAUCGCUUGCCGUCGGCACUCAGCUACUCGUUUUCACUAAGGGAGUUCUUUUCAAUAAUAUAGUAUUGAAGUAUAGCAUCUUAACAAAUACUUGGUCUACAGGUGUAGCCAUGAACUCCUCCAGGUAUAUGUUCGGUUCUGCUAGCUUCGGUGAGAGAGCUAUUGUGGCCGGCGGCACCAGCGACAGCGGCAGCAUAUUAGAUUCUGCGGAGCUUUAUAAUUCCGAAACACAAACUUGGACCACUCUUCCUAGCAUGAAUAUCGCAAGGAGGAAUUGCUCUGGUGUAUUUAUGGAUGGAAAGUUCUACGUGAUAGGGGGGAUCGGUAGUAACAACGAAUUGCUCGCAUGUGGCGAAGAGUAUGAUCUUAAGGAGGAGACCUGGACGAUCAAACCGAACAUGUCCCCAGGGUUGCACGGUCCAAGCGGCGCGCCCCCUCUCCUGGCAGUCGUUAAUAAUGAGCUAUACGCGGCAAAUUGUGCAGAGAAGACGUUGAGGAAGUACGAUAAAAGCAAUAACACUUGGAUCACUCUGGGGAGAUUGCCGGAGAGGUCGGAUUCGGUGGACGGUUGGGGGAUUGCUUUUCGAGCUUGUGGCGAAAGGCUUCUAGUUAUUGGGGGGCCGAGGUCGCCUACCGGUAGGAUGAUUGAGCUCGAAGUCAAUUCAUGGAUACCGGAAGAGGAGGUCCCGCCAAACUGGAACAUAAUCGCCAGAAAGCGCUCGUCGGGCUUUGUCUAUAACUGCGCUGUAAUGGGCUGCUGAUUUCCUACUAAACCAACAAAAAGUGAUCUAGCUUACGGGUAAUCUCUGCCUUUUUUUAAGUACUUUCAGAUUUUACUCAAGGUUCGAUGGAUUAUACUUUUCUGCGUACUCUGACUUAAUCCUCUUAAUUUUCCAUUCUAAUUUUGCUCCGUUACACUUCAAUAUUUAAAAUUAUGCACCCCGCCCCUCCCUCACUGGUUGUUAUGAUGGCAGCUUUUGGAGUUCGAUCGUGCAGUAAAUUAGAGCUAAUAAUUGGAUGUAUCCAUCCAUUUGUAGAUUGCUUGGAUUGAUUCUCAAGUGUGUUGGUCUCGCAGUUGUACUUCAUGCGAUUCCAUUAUUGUCGUAUCUGUGGAGGAAAGAACACUAAAAUUAAUUGUUAGCAUUAUUUUUUGCUUGUAUAUGUUUUCCCUUUUUUUUUUGUUCAGGUCAUUAAUCUUACAUUUGAGCAGCAUGUUUUCUUAGAUGCAUGCGAUUCAUACUUGUCGAUGAUUAUCCAAUUCGAUUGGAGUAUAAAAACAAAAUGUCAGACACUUAAAGAAACGUCAUCAUUCUAAGUUCAUUCUAAUCUUUUAAAUUGCAUCUAAGACGUAUGUUCGUAAUUGACAAAUUGACUUCUUUUAACAUGUGGUGCGAUAACUUGACUUGUUUAACUUCUUUAUGUUGGAAAUUUAGCGCAUAGACUUUCUGCGGUACAAACAUAAAUUUUUAUGGCAUGUUUUGAUUGGUUACAACCAAGGUGCAAUGCGAAAAGUACAUUUAUUCUACUGUCCGAAACUUAAGAAGUUUAUCGAAUCAAUACAAGGACUAUGGUAUCGUAAAAUAUUCAUCCCUUUUAACUUGUUUUCAGAUGCCAUUAUCUCUCGGAACUCAUAUUAAGGAAGUUUCAAAGUAAUCUGAUGCAUGUCAUUAUAAAAGUUUUAAAGUCGCAGGCCAGAAAUCUGUCCAGCAUAUCACGCGAAUCGAACAUGUAAUUACAUCGUAACGCAUAUUUCAAGUAGGCAAAGAGAAUAUAUGUAUAUUCUAUUUAUCAUCUAUAUCAUUUGGUUUGUUUACUCCCUCUACUUUCAUAUUUUGUGCUGAUGAGCUUUUGAUGUGAUUAGUCCAGGCGUUUAUGCUUAAUCUCUGUAGAGGGUUUUAUUAUACUAUGAUUUUUUGCAAUGGAAAUUAUGUUUCACUUCCUCUAUUUCUUCUGUAACAUGCUUUUGUUCUUAGUUCUCUUUUUCGAGAAAUACAUGUUCUUAGUUUUCCUAAAGAGAUAAUUAGAAAGCGUCUUUUUGGUUAGAUGUCCGAAGCUACCUAGGUGUUGAUAAGUUUACUUUUGUAUGCAGAUAAUGAUUUCUCUUUUGUAAUAGUUAGCUGCCGUAACAUCUAGCAGCCAAGUUGAUGAUAACAGGUACCAUUUAGACUGCCAGUUGUUUCCUCAGAAUAAAUUGCUUACAUCUAUGAAAUUUCUGUACCAUUCUUUGGCCUGUUUUGGAUUCUUUUUCUGUUUUGCUGCCGCCGAGAAUCGGAAGAAUGAGGAAGUGUUUGUGCAUAAGCAGGAUUUUCUGCUCCUUAGUUGGGGGAAGAUAAGGGAAUAUGAAGACAGGCUCUGUUCACACUUUACAUGGAACUAUUCUUUCCUAGGAUAAGAUUGUUAAUCUCCUAUUCUCACAAGAUUAGCCCACCUGAUUCCCCUUUUAAAGCUGCUGAUACGAUACGAUGUUUUAGCAUUACUGGGUAAUACCACCAAUCCAUUACUCAGCCGCACUGUAAUUUUGCGACGCAGUUGCUCUGUUACUCGAGAAUGGUCGAUUACUAAAUAAUUUGAAGGUUUUGUGACGAUUAUGGACACGGAAACAUUUGGCUAACUAAGUUUAAAGUUUCAUUUGUUA